Arachis stenosperma is the source of this 1999-nucleotide messenger RNA. RefSeq names its product pentatricopeptide repeat-containing protein At1g80270, mitochondrial-like. The coding region runs from base 109 to 1926 and encodes 605 amino acids. Gene Ontology annotation, molecular function: protein binding. Gene Ontology annotation, cellular component: mitochondrion. The record is from RefSeq and is a predicted model, not a curated record. Lineage: Eukaryota; Viridiplantae; Streptophyta; Magnoliopsida; Fabales; Fabaceae. The transcript is spliced from 3 exons.
AGGGUUUUAACUAGGGUUCAAGGUUCAAGCCAAGCUUCCAUCCUUCUUCUUUCACACUCACACUCUCAGUGUAGUACUUCCGGUUCCAGCGAUCUUGCUCCGUCAAAUAUGUGGGCUCUUCGUCGAGCUUCUCUUCCUCUCAGGAAUCGAGGAUUUAAUGUGAGAGCUUCUUGCAUCAAAUCAGUUUCGGGUACUUGGGUGGAAGAUGAUUCUAGGACGUUGGACUCAUCUAGAAUGGCAUAUGGUCAUUUUUUGUUGCCGAAUAUGUUCUACCAUUCUGGGCAUGCCUCCCUGAAAUUCACAGUGAGUAGGCGCGAACUUUCUUCGCAAGCUGAUGCCAGUAGCACGAAAGAUCAGGAUGAUUUGGAGGAUGGGUUUUCUGAGCUUGAGACACCAGCUGCUGAAUCUGAAUAUGGUAAAGACGAAUUCAAUGAUAUUAAAGAUGGUGAGGAGCCACGCGAGGAGUUGGAGUUUUCAGACACUGAGGUUGAACCAAGUGAGAAAAAAGGACGUCGACGAGCUCAGUCAGAAAUUUUCAAAUUGAUUGAUAAUUCUCCAGCUACUUCUGUUCAAGUGCUUAUGGAUAAGUGGGUUGAAGAAGGGAAAGAACUAAGCAGACAAGAUAUCUCACUAGCCAUGGUUAAUCUUCGGAGGCGCAAACUGUAUUUUAAAGCUUUUCAGCUCUCAGAGUGGGUUGUAUCAAAAAGUCAGCUUGAGGUUACUGAGAAAGAUCAUGCUACCCGUGUUGAUUUGAUUGCUAAAUUGCGUGGAUUACAUGAAGCAGAGAUGUACAUUGAGCGUAUUCCAGAAUCUUUUAAAGGAGAGACAGUAUAUCAAACCCUUUUAGCAAGUUGUGUUGCUCAGAACAAUUUGAAGAAAGCAGAGGAAACUUUCAACAAAAUGAAGGAUUUGAAAUUCCCUCUUACAUCAUAUGUUUGGAAUCAGUUGCUUCUUCUGUAUAAGAGGCAUGACAAGAAGAAAAUAGCCGAUGUAUUGUUGAUGAUGGAAAAUGAGAAUGUCAAACCUUCUCCUUUUACUUAUAAAAUAUUAAUAGACGCAAAAGGCCAGUCCAAAGAUAUUGAUGGCAUGGAUCUAAUUGUUGAGAAAAUGAAGGCUCAAGGGAUUGAACCAGACAUCCGAACAAAAGCAGUUUUGGUUGGACACUACAAAACUGCUGGGCUUGAAAAAAAAGCCGAAGAUAUGUUGAAGGAAAUGGAAGGUGAAAAUUUGAAAGAGAAUUCUUGGCUUGGUCGAUAUUUGCUUCCUCUAUACGCAAACCUGGGUAAGGCUGAUGAAGUGGGAAGAAUUUGGGAGGUCUGUCAGGCUUCCCCUCGAAUUGAAGAUUGUCUCGCUGCAAUUGAAGCUUUUGGAAAGUUGAAGAAAAUUGAUGAAGCAGAGGCUGUUUUCGAAAUGAUAUCAAAGAGGUGGAAGCUUUCUUCCAAGAACUACUCAGUCAUGCUGAAGGUUUAUGCAAAUAAUAAGAUGCUAGCAAAGGGCAAAGAUCUCAUUAAGCGAAUGGCAGACAGUGGGUGUCAAAUAGGCCCAUUGACAUUGGACGACCUAGUGAAACUUUACAUCCAAGCAGGGGAAGUGGAGAAGGCAGACACUAUUCUGCAAAAGGCUAUCAUGCAAAACCAGUUGAAACCAUUAAUCAUUUCUUAUAUUGCUAUUAUGGAGCAAUAUGCUAAGAGGGGUGACGUCCAUAAUUCAGAAAAGAUUUUGCACAAAAUGAAACAAGCUGGCUACACAAUUCGUCUGAGGCAAUACCAAAUUCUCCUACAGGCCUAUAUAAAUGCCAAGCUUCCGGCCUAUCGGAUUAGGGACAGCAUGAAGGCUGAUAACGUAUUUCCCAACAGGGAUUUUGCAAAUCUGUUGGCUCAAGUUGAUGGCUUUAGGAAGAAUCCAGCUUCGGAUUUGCUUGAUUGAGGAAAUCAACAGAUAUUUCUGUAAGGGUUGCACUAUUAGUUUAGUUGUUGAUCGAGCAUCUUUAGAAUUAAAA